AUGGACUCCAUCAGAUGGGAAAUGUUUACUGUUUUUCGAGACUAUGCAUCUUUGGUUCCAGCUAGAUUCAUUCAGAUCCCUCCAAACGUCCCCUUCGCUGAAAUAAAUCGUUGCCUGGUAGAGCUUCUCAUUCUGAAUCCUCACUUUCAAAAAUACCCCCCUUCAAAACAAUAUCAGAGGUCCUUUUGGAAAAUAAUAAUAGGCCAAUUAGAAGACAUUCUUACUCGCCCGAGUGAAGAGGAUGAGGAGAUAGAUCCUCGUAUUUUGGAUCACUAUCUCUCGGUAUUUUCAUCAUCUGGACCUCUUCUUGGAACUUCCGCUCCUGGCUUGAGGGGCCAGAUCUGCGACCGAGGAUUACCAUUGGGAGAAGUUCCUUCGAAGUCGUUUGUGACCCACUUCUGGGAACCUAAAUCAAAUCAAUUGCAGGGAGAAUUUUACCCAAAGGUAAUUAAUCUUGCUAGUCAUCGAACUUUCACGCUCGAAGAGUCCCGGACAACCAUCGAAGGUGGAACCACGGGGUUUCGUACCUGGUUUGCCAGUCGCAUGUUAGCAAGUUACCUUAUCCAAAAUCCCGGCAUAAUUGAAGGCAAACGUGUUCUAGAAUUAGGAUCUGGGAUUGGUUUCCUGGGGAUAAUAGCAGCAAGCCUUCAACAAUUAUCGCCAAAGUACACGUCUUCUCUCUGGUUGACUGAUGUGAAUGAAGAGGUUUUGACCCAGUGUCGGCACAACAUCCAACUACCUUGCAAUGUUUCUUCCACCCACAAAUCUGUCCAGUUUCGGGUUCUAGAUUGGGAAGAAGCAUUACGGACAGAUCACGAACCGCUUGUAGCACUUCUUCGAGACGAAAUCAAUCCAGAUGUCAUCCUCGGUGCUGAUAUAGUUUUCGACCCUUCACUUGUACCACCUCUGAUUUCACUGAUCGCGCUUGCUCUCCAGCUUGGUUCUAAUAACGGCAUACAGAAAUCAGCAAUCAUCACCCUGACCAUCCGAAAUGCAGAAACAUUCCGAUUGUUCUUGAAUCAUGCUGAAGAGAAGGGUCUUUCAUUGCAGGACAUCAUGCUUCCACAGGCACAAGGGUUCGAAUUUAUUGAUGCAGUCGAAGCUACAGAUAACGACGUAAGAGCUCUACUAAUUACAUUGUGA
Lentinula edodes (shiitake mushroom) is the source of this 1143-nucleotide messenger RNA. Its product is annotated as putative methyltransferase-domain-containing protein. NCBI's taxonomy places the organism in Eukaryota, Fungi, Basidiomycota, Agaricomycetes, Agaricales, Omphalotaceae. The record is from RefSeq and is a predicted model, not a curated record. The transcript has 7 exons. The coding region runs from base 1 to 1143 and encodes 380 amino acids.